CAGAGCUGAUUUUUAUAUCUGUCGAGACGAAAAUCCGGUUUUCCCAUUACCUACGGUCCUACCACUCGUAAUCCCCUGAAGUAGACGAUCCAGCACUAAUCCAGGAGCUGAUUUUCCAGAAUCUAGGCUAUCUACCCAGGUAGCCAGGUAACUUAACCAGAGCUUUACUGCAUCCGGUGCGCGAAUUUCCUGAACUUCUUGCAGUUCAAAGAACGGACACCAUAAUUUGUCUGUCAGUCGACUGGCAUAGCCACAUACCUAGUCGCCGUCUUCUCUAACCUCCUCACUCCUCGCGCCGCAUAACGAAAUGCUUGGUGUGGCCGCCAGCAUGUGAUAUGGAGUAUGCUGUAUGGAGCUCACUAGAGCUUCGAGUGCGCACCAUUAUCCCACACUGUGGAUAUGUGUGACGGACACCAGCUGUCUAACAGUGCGGCGUCCUGUUUUUGAGAGUCUGUCCUGAUGCCUUUACCAUCAGAUUUACACGACUUGAUAGGUCCAAUUCAGUAAACAAUGCUAUACAAUAUAUAAUUUUCUAUUUAAUCUGGUUCCCUACCUGCCCAUCAUGUUCAUCUUGUCCUCCAUCUUGACGAGAUCUGAUCCAUUCUAUCUUGCUUACCUAUGCUUAUGCUGAUGCUUAUGCUGAGCUAUAAUUCGAUUCGCACACCCCUUUAAAGCUUACCCCUGAAAAUGGACGACCCCGGGCUUAACAAGCAUGGAAUCAAAUGGGAUGAUGAGGAGGCGGGAAGACCUCAGCGCGGGCUUCGUCGUACACAUUCCAGCGGGUCGAUGUCUAUUCGCAGCGCCCGUUCACGACGUGAAGUUGAUCCAUCCAUUGCUCUCCCUAUUCAGUAUCGGACUGUAUCGUAUCAGAUCGAAGAUACCAUACAGAAAGAUGUCACAGCGCAGUCAAGGGCGAAAGACGCGGCAACCAAGGAGCUAUCAUCACUUGAAUGGCAUAUAAUAUCAACUGACGAGGCUCUUCGUCGUCUCAGCGCAUCGAUGACGGAGGGUCUCUCGAACGAACAGGUUGCUCGCAGACAAAAAGAAUAUGGUCGGAAUGCUCCAUCUCCGCCAAAGUCCCAUACCCUUCAGAAGUAUUUCGGUUACUUCUUCAAAGGGUUCGGUCCUGUACUGCUGGUCGGGGCCAUCCUCGUCUUUGUAGCAUGGAAACCUCUUGGUGAACCCCCGGCUCUAGCUAACCUGGCUCUUGGGAUUGUCUUAGUUGCCGUGUUCCUCAUUCAGGCUGCGUUUAAUAUGUUUCAAGACUGGAGCUCGUCAAGAGUGAUGAGUUCUAUCAAGAACAUGCUUCCAGAGGAUUCUAUGGUCAUCCGAAAUGGUGUACAGACCUCCCUUGAAGCCCAGGAGCUUGUCCCUGGAGACGUUGUAUUUGUGAAGGCAGGAAACAAACUACCAGCCGACUUGCGUUUUCUCCAAGUUUCUAGUGAUGCCAAGUUCGACAGGUCUAUUCUUACUGGAGAGUCUCUGCCUCUCGCGGCGACUGUCGAUUCCACCGACGAAAACUAUCUCGAGACUCGUUGUAUCGGCUUGCAAGGUACCCACUGCGUUUCCGGUUCCUGUAUUGGUCUGGUCGUGGCGACAGGUGACCGUACAGUAUUCGGUCGGAUCGCUGCAUUGACAAACGAGCCCAAAGCGAAAAUGACCACUCUAGAAAAGGAAGUUCUAUACUUUGUCGUCAUCAUUUGCUCCAUUAUGUUGGCUAUGAUUACCGUAGUUUUGGUCGUCUGGGGUGCUUGGCUAAAGAAAGCCCAUCCAGGUUGGAUCAACGUCCCGACUCUCAUCGUUGACUGCGUCAGCGUGGCUAUUGCUUUUAUCCCAGAAGGUCUGCCCAUCGCAUUGACUGCUGGCUUGACGAUUACGGCGAACUUGAUGCGAAAACACAAGGUCUUGUGUAAAUCAUUGAAGACUGUCGAGACCCUGGGGUCUGUCUCAGUCAUCUGUUCGGACAAGACAGGAACUCUUACCGAGAACCGAAUGACGGUUACCGAAUGUACCAUCGGAACCCACACCAUUACGGUCGACGGAGCUGAAGAUGAGUUAGAGCUAAGCACUGCACCAGCCAUCGCGGGGAUGGUUACCACGGGCGUCGAUCAAGUACGUGCUAUCUCCGGGCUCUGCAAUGCUGCAGAAUUUGACGCCGCUACUAUGGAAUUACCCAUCGAGAGACGCCGCGUUUUCGGCGAUGCUACCGACCAGGCGGUGUUGAGGUUCUCUGAGCGAUUUGGAUCAGUACACCAUCUACGUCAGUGCUGGCAGAAAACAUACGAACUGGCCUUCAACAGCAAGAACAAAUACAUGAUUAGGACGUUCUCAAUGUUCAGGAAAGAUUGUCUCAAAGCAACUUUAUCGGAAAACGAGGCGAAUGUCUUCCACACGGGUGAUACUCUAUUGACCAUCAAGGGAGCCCCUGAUGUUCUUAUCAGUAGAUGCUCCUCCUUUGUCAACAAUGCCGGAGAUGUACAUCCAUUCGACGAUGAAAUGCGAGCAUCAUUUGAGAACGUAAAGAAUACGUACAGCAGCCAAGGAAAACGCUGUAUUUUGCUUGCUCGCAAAGUCAUCCGCCAAGACGAAUUGCAGCAUCAAUCUGGAACAGGCCAAUUUGAGGAUGAGAUCACCGAGCAAGCUAAGUCGGGCUUGACUUUAGUCGGUCUUGUGGCUAUCGUCGAUCCCCUCCGUCCAGAAAUUCGCGAAGUGGUGUCAACGCUUCGUGGCGCUGGUAUCAGGGUUUUCAUGGUAACCGGUGACUUUGCUCUUACUGCGCUUGCAAUUGCCCAAGAUGCCGGCAUCGUCAGCUGCUCAUCCUCUUCGGUCCACGACAUAUCCGCACUACACAGAGACCCAGCAGACGGUGACAUUAAACUCACCGAAUCCCGCUCAUCAAUCCUCAUCAGUGGGCCAGAGUUACUCGGCCUCAACGAGUGCCAAUGGAAGACUCUAACCCAGUACGAGGAGAUUGUCUUCGCUCGGACAACACCAGAACAAAAGUUACGUAUCGUGAAAGAGUUUCAAGCCGAAAGUGUUGUCGCCAUGACCGGAGACGGUGUGAACGAUGCGCCAUCUCUCAAGGCUGCCGAUGUUGGCAUCGCCCUGGGAAGCGGCUCUGAUAUAGCUAUUGAGGCAGCCGACAUGGUUUUGCUUGAAUCGUUCUCCUCGGUUGUAGAGGCAGUACAGUAUGGCCGUGUGGUAUUCGACAACUUGAAAAAGGUCAUAUGCUACCUAUUACCCGCUGGAAGUUUCGCGGAAUUUUGGCCGGUUAUGACCAACGUCAUCUUUGGGCUUCCUCAAGUCCUCUCAUCCUUUCUCAUGAUUAUCAUCUGCUGUUUUACCGACUGUGCUGCCGCGACAGUCCUCUCUUACGAGAAGCCCGAGGCCGACGUGCUAUUGCGAAGGCCACGUAAUGUUAAGAAGGACCGGCUCGUCGACUGGCAACUCGUCGGACAUUCAUACGGUGUCCUCGGCAUGAUCGAAACUCUAGCAUCAUUCGCCAUGGCUUAUUGGUAUUUAGAAAAGAACGGCAUACCUUUCAGGGUGCUCUGGUUCUCUUUCGGAAACCUUCCAGAUUGGAUCGACCCGGUCUAUUAUGCCGAGAAGCUCAAUGAGGCAUCUUCAAUCUAUUUUGUCAAUCUCGUCGUCAUGCAAUGGUUCAACUUACUUGCUGUCCGCACACGUCGCUGGAGCAUCUUCCAACAUCCCCCGGCCUUAAAUAAAGAAACUCAAAAUUUAUACCUUUUCCCGGCAAUCGUCUUCGCAUUGUCGAUGGCUAUCCUCUGGCUUUACAUCCCGCAGCUACAGUCGGUUUUGGGAACUUCGCCUGUGCCAGUAGAACACUGGUUCUUACCUUUCGCUUUCGGCUUGUUCAUUCUUCUAUUCGACGAAGUGCGUAAGUUUCUAGUAAGGAAAAAUCCCAACGGGUUGAUCGCCAGGUUAGCUUGGUAAAAUCCUUAGGUACAGAUACACCAAGUCUGUAGCCAUUAUUCGCCUUUGUCCUUCCUUUAUACGAUACUUCAAGAAAUGUCAUUGUUGUCAAUGUAGUCCCUGUUGAUAUUAUUAAAUCUAUUAUAUCUGUACCUCGUACUAAAUUGUAUUUUUUUCAAGUACCCAACUACCUGGGUACUUCACCAACACCGCAACCCCUUUCUUUAAUCUUGUGUAACCAUCACCUACCUAUCGAACUAAGCGUCUCAGGGGCAAACGCAAUGCAUUCGUACCGAACAGAGGUAGGUUACCUCGGUAAUCAUAGUUAAACAUUCAAAACGCCUUCUCUAUGCUUGUCUAUAUAUAUACGCUCACGCGUCCAAAGGACGUCAACGAGGAUUUCAUCUCUUCCAGAUCCGAGAAACCGUCUCGAAGUAGAUAUCACCACAUCUGUCACCAUAUCCGUCACCACGUCCGUCAUCACAUCCGCACCACCAAUUUCUUCCCUUUUAAAUUUCCUUUCUUUAGCAUCUCCAAACCCCCCUCGACCGAGUGUAGUCCUCCUUCAAUCAAGUGUAGCUCGGGCAAAACGAUCUUG
Molecule: messenger RNA, 4531 nt
Organism: Annulohypoxylon maeteangense
Lineage: Eukaryota; Fungi; Ascomycota; Sordariomycetes; Xylariales; Hypoxylaceae
Product: calcium ATPase
Exons: 10
Coding region: 688-3954 (1088 amino acids)
Biological process (GO): potassium ion import across plasma membrane; intracellular potassium ion homeostasis; sodium ion export across plasma membrane
Cellular component (GO): membrane
Molecular function (GO): ATP hydrolysis activity; ATP binding; P-type sodium:potassium-exchanging transporter activity
Source: RefSeq, a predicted model, not a curated record